Saccostrea echinata is the source of this 6233-nucleotide messenger RNA. RefSeq names its product plexin-B-like. The transcript has 35 exons. Gene Ontology annotation, cellular component: semaphorin receptor complex. NCBI's taxonomy places the organism in Eukaryota, Metazoa, Mollusca, Bivalvia, Ostreida, Ostreidae. The record is from RefSeq and is a predicted model, not a curated record. The coding region runs from base 451 to 6189 and encodes 1912 amino acids. Gene Ontology annotation, molecular function: semaphorin receptor activity; protein binding. Gene Ontology annotation, biological process: negative regulation of cell adhesion; positive regulation of axonogenesis; semaphorin-plexin signaling pathway involved in axon guidance.
UAAUGCAUAGAACACAGGGGAGAAAUGCUUUUGAGAAAGGCCUCAGCUGUUUAUUUUUAAACGGGAGGAAUGUGGAGAGAUAUAGAGAAAUAUUAUCUCACUGCCAUAGCUUAUUUUCUCUGGGAAGAUUUUCCCCCUCUAUGAUGGCCUCUGUACAUGAAGCUACUUAAGUACCCCCUGUUGGGGCCUCCCCAUCUGCAGUCCUGAUUGAAAAAGAUUAUUUGCCAGCUUUUUCUGAAGGAUUACAGUGCAUGUAAUGGGUGUUUAUAAGAAAUGGAAAUAAUUUCAUGCCAAUUUUAUGGCCGGUUACAGUGGAUUUAAGCCCUUGUUAAAGAAGAAACUACUCCAUUAUGAGGUGUAGUGCACUUAUUACAAAGAAGAGAAGGAGCAAUUCUCCAGCAAGCAAAGAGGUGAGAUAAGCUCGAGGAGUGAGGAGGAGAAUAUGUGAAGAUGAAGUGGUGGCUAUACCUGUGUGUUCUAUGGGGUUGGUCUGGCACUGCCAUGGAUAUUGUCCCACUGGUCACGGAUGGCAGGGGCAGUCUCAGACACAUGGUUUUGGACAAUCAGACAUUGUUCAUUGGAGCCACAAACCAUAUCUACCAACUCAAUCUGGAUCUAGAUAUGGAAACGAAGGUCAUUACAGGUCCUCGGAAUGAUUCGCAGAAAUGUGGAAUUGAUUUGAAGGCUUGUUCUGCUUUUUCUGAAUUGUCACCCAUGGACAACCACAAUAAAGUUCUCCUGCUUCAUUCCAAUAAGCUUGUGAUUUGUGGAAGUCUCUUUCAAGGAAAAUGUGAAAUUAGGAAUACAAAGAACAUCAGUGAAAUUGACGUCACUGGAAACACCGCAAUGGCAUCCAAUGAAAUUAAUGUGAACACCAUUGCAUUUAUCACACAAGUGCUGAAUAGUGCUACUAACGAAAUGGAAGCUAUGAUUUAUGUAGCCACUGAAUUUACAAAGUUUGACAAGUCCAAAAAUACCUUAGAAUUUAAUCUUAGAAGACCUGUCCCCCCGGUCAGUACAAGACUUUUAGACUUCUCACUUCGUGGAAAAAUUACUUAUGAAACAGAAAAUAAAUACAUGAAACCUGGUUUGAUAUCAUAUGUUACUGGCUUUGCUUCAGGGAAUUACAGCUACAUAUUGUUUAAUGAAAAGAACCCAGAUGACACAACACAUAACUCCAAAAUUGUACAUAUGUGUAGAGAGGAUGAUUUACUAAAAACUUUUCUAGAAAUUCCAUUGACUUGCAAAACAAACAACAAGACAUUUAACAUUCUGAAAACUGCAAAGUUAUUCAAACCGAGACAGAAAUUGUUGAUAUCACUGAAGGAAAAGUUCCCUGAUCUGACUUCAGAUGACGAUGUGUUGGUGGGACUCUUUAGUAAUAGUGUAGACAACAGCUCGGCCAUUUGUCUGUUUAGUAUGCCAGAAGUGAAAAAGACUGUGCUUUCCAACAUAAAAACAUGUUUGAGCGGAAAUGCAGAUUAUGCAGCUAAUUUAAAGUACAAGUAUGGAUUAAAAUGUACAAAAGUAAAUUUGAACUUAUUUACUGAUGAGGAGUUGCUGUGUUCAAGUGCUCUUAAUCUGAUUAUUGCUGGAAAAACACCUGUACUUGCUGCCCCAGUUGUCCAGUUUCCAGCUUCACAUGAACCCCAUAGUUUUGUUUCCUUGGCUUUGACUAUCACCACAGAAUUCACAGUGGCAUUCAUUGGGAGCUCUACAGGGCAAAUCCGAAAGGUUUUCCUGGAGACAGACAGCAAGGGAGAGUUGUAUGAUUCGGCCAUUACUGUGGACGAGGGUCAUGCCAUCAGCCAGGAUAUGGUGUUUGACAAUUCCCAGAUGUAUCUGUACGCCAUGAGUGACAGGAAGGUGGCCAAGAUUCCUGUACAGAACUGUUCCCAGUACACCACGUGUAAUGAGUGUCUGUCAAGCAGGGAUCCCUACUGUGGAUGGUGCACCCUGAGUCACAGAUGCUCACUGAAAAAUGAGUGCUACAAUCCUACACCUACUCGCUGGGUUAAUGGUCCAAAUCCCAGUGACAGCUGUAUAGCGAUCCUGAAUGUCUCCCCACCAAUGGCCCACGUCUCACAGAAUAUCACACUGUAUUUAACAGUCCAUAAGAACCUACCUAGAGAUGUCAAUACAACGUACAACUGUGUGUUUAGCUUUCCUAGUGGGGAUCAGAAAAUCUCCCCAGCCGACCUUAAGAGUUAUGGGAUUGAGUGUCAGAAUCCUAAUGUUGAUGACCUUAGCUUGACCUUCAGCAGUACUCUGGGACACAUUAAUAUAAGUCUGGGUAUUCAGUGUGUGCAGACAGGACAGGUUAUUGUGUCAACACCUUAUCUUCUCUACAAGUGUAGCAGCUUCUCCAGUUGUUCGAGGUGUGUGGACAAUGUUUACUGGUGUGACUGGUGUAUCAGAGGAAACAAGUGUCUGUACAACACUGAUCUGUGUUCUGGGGAGAAAGUCAGUAGUCGAAAUGAUACUUAUGUACAAAACGACACAGAAUAUAUUGGUAAUGAAGGCAAAAGAGGGAAGCAGUUUUGCCCGAUGGUGGAUAAAACUCAGACAGGCCUUCUGUUUAUACCACAGGAUCAGUCCAAAACAAUCAUUAUCCAAGGAAGGAAUUUCCCUGAACCAGAUGAAUACAGUGGAAAGAUCUACCUACCAUUGUCUCAAACCCUAGAUGUGCCUGGAAGAAGGAAAUCGGCCACAGAGUUAACCUUUGAUAUCCAAAAGAUUAAUGUAGCUAUACCAAGUGGAAAGUUUGAUGCACAGAUGAGUGUUUUGUGGACCAAUCAGAAAUUUGUCAUUGAAAAUGAUGGACUAGAAGUGACUCUGUACAGCUGUAGGGGGCAGGCUAAAGGUGAUUGUAGCUUCUGUAAGAAUCUGGAAGAUACUCAUCCAGCCAUGAAUUGUAAAUGGUGUGGAGGACAGUGUAUCUACAGCCAGCAGAGCUGUCCUCAAUCCAUGUGUCCAGGACCCAAUGUCACCAGUUUAUCACCCAAUACUGGUCAUUUCUUGGGGGGUACAGUUGUCACAAUUACUGGGUCUAAUCUCGGUAUUAAAUUUGCCGAUAUUGAGAACAAUGUCACCAUCGCGGGCAUUGCUUGUAACACAACAGCAAAAAGAGAGGAUUACAAGCCAUCCAAAAGUAUCCGCUGUGUGACGGGGGGAAGGAGUGGUGAGGGAAGUGGUCCUAUCAAAAUACUGGGGGUCACGCUACGGAAAUGGAUCUACUCCUACAAGACUCCAACGAUUACUGGAAUUGAACCUAAAUUUGCAGCGCAGUCUGGUGGCAGAAUUGUGCACCUAAGGGGAGGUAACCUCAACAUAGGGAAUGGCCCUAAAGUAACCAUCAACAAUGAAACAUGCUUGGUUAAAAGUAAAAAUAUGACUGUCAUUUCCUGCAUUGUUCCUGCUGGAAGUACUGGUGUGGCUAAUGUCUCAGUCCAUAUUGAUGGCAACCCUGUGGAUACCACGACCAGUAAUUUCUCCUAUGUGGAGGACCCUACUGUUCAGAAUAUUUAUCCAGUUCCUAUUUUCUCCUUUGAAAGUGGAGGAAGAAAAUUGAUGAUCAAUGGGACUAACUUUAAUGCCAUAGACAAUGCAUAUAUGUUCGUUAUUUACGAUGUUGGAACAUACUCCAAAAAUGAGUCUUGUAGUAUCAAGAAUGAAACAACCAUUUUUUGUUGGACGCCGGAGAGCAGGACUCGGACAACACCAGUGGCUGUUGAAACUGAUUUGGAGGACCAGCCAGACAAUGGAACUGAGAAGAGUACAAUAUUACAGAUGAUUCAAAUGAAGCCAGUAUUAAAACGAGCCAGAAGAAAUUCCCAGGCGAACUCAGUACAGCUGGGUUUCUAUAUGGACAAUGUGCCCUCAGUGCAGGAUCUUAAGACAUAUUUCCCCAAUGUUAUAUCAACACUGUACUAUGAACCAGACCCUGUAAUUUUAGACUUUGAAGAGAAUGACAAGAUGAAAGCGUACACCCAAGGGAUUGUAUUGGAAAUCAAGGGAAAACGAUUAAAUGCUGCAGCCACAAAGGAGGAUGUGGAGGUGUUUGUGGGGGCGGGGCGAUGUAAUGUGACCAGUGUCAAUGAGGAGGCUAUAUACUGUAACCCUCCCACUGAUCAGCCUGCUCUACGAAAUGACGGAAGUCAGCGAUCAGACGGAAUUCCACGUGUAUUUGUCAAGUUUGGAAACCUUGAGAAAAUGGUGGGGUUCCUUAAGUACCGAGAAUCAGAACAGGAGAACCUGAUGGUGUACAUUGUCCCCGCCCUGCUGGGAGCUGCGGGGGUCAUCGUCAUCAUUGUUUUAGUGGUUUGUUGGAGAUUCCGCAAGCAACAGAAGAACGCUGAACGUGAAUACAAAAAUAUACAGCUACAGCUGGAUAACCUAGAGAGUACUGUCAGAAACGAAUGUAAACAAGCGUUUGCGGAAUUACAGACAGACAUGACUGACCUGACAACAGACCUGGAGGGCAGUAAGAUGCCGUACUACGAUUAUGAGGAGUACACAUUUAGGGUCCUGUUUCCGGGGAUGGUGGAUCAUAUCAUACUACAGCCUCCUCAGCAGAGAAAUGGGAAUGCGGAUAGACAUCCAGACGUUGCCAUCUCUCACUUCCGACAGCUGCUAAACAACAAACACUUCCUGUUAAUGUUUAUAAGGACGCUGGAGAAGCAGAAGACAUUCAGCAUCAGAGACAGAGCCAAUGUGGCUUCUCUGUUGAUGAUACUCUUCCAGAACAACAUGGAGUAUAUAACACAAAUCUUGAAGGCUUUACUAAAUGACCUGAUAGAAAAAAGCAUAGAGACCAAAAGAACAAAGAUCAUGUUGAGGAGGACAGAGUCAGUAGUGGAGAAGCUGUUAGCUAACUGGCUGUCUCUGUGUAUGUAUCGGUACCUCCGGGAGGAAGCGGGAGCCUCCCUUUAUACUCUGUAUCAGUCCAUUAAGUUCCAAGUAGACAAAGGCCCCGUGGACUGCAUCACAUGUGAGGCACGCUACUCCUUAUCAGAGGACAGACUCCUACGAACAGAGAAACAGCUAGAAUAUAGUGUGCUCACACUACUGGUGGAGUAUAAAGACAAACCAGUCACUAAAUGCCGAGUUUUAGACUGUGAUACUAUCACCCAAGCCAAAGAGAAAAUGAUCGACACAAUGUGUCGCAAUAUUCCAUACACACAGCGGCCAUGUGCCGCUGAUCUAGAUCUAGAGUGGACCAAACAUGGCAAAAUCUUGUGUGACGAGGAUAGUUCCACACCUAAAAUAGACGGAUGGAAGCAGUUUAAUACUUUGAAGUAUUAUAAGGUGGAGGAUGGGGCAGAAAUGACACUACUGGAACAUCAGAACUGUCGCACUCUACCAAGGUCUCCUAAUGGGUCUUUACAUUCCUCAGGAUUUGCUUUCACAGUGAACAGAGAAGCUCAGCCAAUCACACGGACAGAGAGCGAAGUUGGCUGUAAAUACUGGCACCUGGUCAAACAGGACGAUUUCAACACAGGGAUUAAAAUCAGCUCGGAGGUGUUCCUUACUCGCCUACUAGCCACCAAGGGCACACUGAAGAAGUACAUUGAUGAUUUCUUCACCAUUAUCCUGACAGCCAAUGAGAGCAUUCCUCCUGUCAUUAAGUCGCUGUUUGACUUCCUGGAUGAGGCUGCCGAAAAAAACAACGUAGAACCUGAAGUUGUCUAUAACUGGAAGUGUAACAGUGUUCCACUGAGAUUUUGGGUGAACAUUAUCAAGAACCCUGAGUUUGUGUAUGACAUCAACAAAACCAACAUCGUAGACUCGUGUCUCUCUGUUGUUGCUCAAGCCUUUAUGGAUAGUUGCUCAACCUCCGACCAAAAUCUAGGAAAGGAUUCUCCUUCCAACAAGCUUUUAUUUGCCAAAGAUAUCCCCCAGUACAAGUGUUUGGUGGAGAAGUACUUCGAGGACAUCAGGGCCAUGCCAGCAGUCAGUGACCAGGACUUAAGUGCCUAUCUCAAUGAAGUCUCCAGGAUGGCAACUGACCGCUUCACUAAAGAAAAUGCUCUCCACGAACUCUACAACUACGUACAUGAGUACAGCAAUGCAAUCAAUGAAAGUCUGGAGGAGGAUCAAACAUCUUCAGCCCAGCAACUUCCUGCCAAACUAGGUCAUGUGAUCACAACAAUGGAGGGACCCUCGUCAUCGGGACCAGCCUUUGUCUGACCCUGACCCCCUACCUGGGCAUUUAUCCCCACUGUGUAGACUAA